CUUUUUCUCAGUGUGAUACACUUUAUUAUUAUUUAUUGAAUUUAAAAGCAGUAUUUGAAGGUGGAAGUCAAAGAAAGUAGUUUUGUACAUCGUCAUCAUCAUCAUCAUCAUCAUCAUAGUUAUCGUCAAUAAUAAUAAUAAUAUUAAAUUCUUGUGUGAAGUAGAUUUUUUAUUUUAAAGAACAGAGAAGAUGAAUUUUUCUGAAGUAUUAAAAAAAAUUCCAACGCCACAAGUUUCAAUGCCACAAAUGCCACAGAUGCCUAACAUCGGUAAAUUUGGGAUAAACAAUAAUAAAGAAGAUAUUGGCAAAGCUCCAAUGAAUAUGACACAGGAGGAUAUGCAACAACUGAUUCAUUAUAUUGGUGAAUCAGUACUCAUACCAGAAGAUGGAGCGUUUAUUGCAUUAUGGAUACUUACAUUAAUUGAUCAUUGGAAUAAUGAACAUGAACGUUUAAUUGUAUUAACUGAGAGAAAUUUCUACAUAUUACGAUAUGAUUUUCUUCAAUGUCAAGUACGUGAUAGUCGUCGUGUAGGUCUUGGACAACUGAUUAGUGUUAUCACUGGACCACUAGUAUUCCCGGCAAAAUCAUUAAUGCCUAUACGUAGUUCACCUGGUGUUCAAUUAAAAUGGGGUGAUGAGAAUGAUGUGAAAAUUACACAGAAAUGGAAUCCAUUAUGUCGUAGUCUACCUUAUGCUACGCUAACACAUCAUCCACUCUAUUCAAAACGUGAUCAGUUACCAUCAAAACAAGUCAAUGUACCAGGUGCUGGUUAUGAAGAUUUAUCAAAUCCAGUCUCUGUAUAUGAUGUGAAUAAUUUCUUGACAGCAUUACGUGAAGCAUGUUCUGGUAUGAAUAUUCAGUUUACCAAUGGUGAGAUUGUCAUUGAAAGUUAUGGCAAUUUAGGCAGUGUAGUAUUCAACCAAAGUAAUUUGGGUUUUGCCAAACCGAAAACAACUACAACAUAAUGAAAUUUUUAAUUGGAAGGAGUAAGAAGAAGUUGGAAAAAUGCAUUCACUGAAUGACAAUUCAUUUCUUAUUUGACAUGAUGAGAAGAAAUUAAUGUGAUCUUAUCAUAUUCAUUGUUCUUCUUCUUCAGUAAUCAACCCUUUUGAAAAUGAUUCUCUAUUAUUAUUAUUAUUAUCAUAAUUUUUUCUCAAAAUCCAUAAAUGUUGGUAGUGAAAGAUGCAAUCAAAUAGUUUGAUUUAUAACUCUGUUCAAAUGUGAUAAUCGCCCAUUUUGAUUCAAACUGUUUCAUACUACUUAUUAUUAGAAUUAGUAGAUCGUGCACGAAAACCAAAAAAAACCUGUUUUGUCAAGUUAUACUUCGAAUUUUACUCAAAUUAUAAUGUAAAACAAUUUUUUUCUUCAGAAAUCAAGUUUAAAAAAACAUUGUUUAUUUAUUCAAUUCUCGAAAUUAAAUUAAAUUUAUCGCUUACUUAUCAUGAAUACAUUGAUUUUUCAAAUAAUUUCCUUCUGUACUACUUAUAUUGUAUUUGUGAUCCAUACGUUUGUACUGUGUGAUCUAUAUAUAUUACUCGCUAAAUAUUAUUCCACAUAACAAAAAGUGUUCAUCAUUCUAAUUAAACUACUUUCUUUUUCUUUCAUUUAUGUACAUUUCUUGCUAAGUACAAUGCAAUGUACUUUGAUGCCUAAACUAAAUGAAAGCUAGUGAUAUAAAUAC
Schistosoma turkestanicum is the source of this 1683-nucleotide messenger RNA. The record is from the annotation of a GenBank genome assembly. NCBI's taxonomy places the organism in Eukaryota, Metazoa, Platyhelminthes, Trematoda, Strigeidida, Schistosomatidae.